AUGAUUGAGACGGAAGAAGAUUGGUCUGGAACAAAAGCCAUAGUCCCAGCCUAUCAUAACUGUCUUGAAAUGGUUGUGGCUUCACUUACUAUAAAGGAGAAAUCAAAUUUUAUGAUUUUGACACCUCAAAAGGUUGUUGCUUUGGUGCCGAAAGAAAUUCCUAACCAAAAAAAGUUCAUGAUCAAAGCUGCGGCAACUCAGGGUGGAGAUAAUCUGGUUGCUAUGGUGAGUCGAGUCAUUCAAGGACAUCACAUUAGUUUUAGCAAUGAAGAAUUACCCAUUGAAGGUGUGAUGCAUAACAAAUCUCUUCAUAUCACUAUUAAGUAUCGGGAAAAGAUCAUGAAUCGGGUAUUGAUUGAUGAUGGAUCGGAUCUUAACAUUUAUCCCCUAUCGACUCUCAAACAAUUGAACUUUGAUUUGGGAAAAGUCCGACAGAACCAAGUUAAGGUUAGAGCUUUUAAUGGGGGUCAAAGAGAUAUAUUAGGAGCUGUGAACUUGGGUAUUCGGGUAGGUUCUGUUGAUUUCGUUGUAGAGUGCCAGGUGAUGGAUAUCACCACCAGCUACAACCUAUUAUUAGGAAGACCAUGGAUCCAUAUGGCUGGAUCCGUGCCUUCUACUCUACAUCAGAUGAUAAAGUUCAUAAAGAAUGAUCGUGAGGUGGUCGUUUAUGGUAAAAGAAGUCAUGCAAAUGGUUGUGCGCCAAUUUCUGAUGAUAUUAAUAGAGGUACCGACUUCUACACAAUGGAGCUGGUAAAUGCCACUGGUGAUGAUUUGGCCCCACAGCCACCUAUGCCUUCUGUUUAUAAAAUAAUAGCCACUGUCAUGCUCCGAAGCAGUUUUGAGCCAGGUUUUAGAUUAGGGAAGUACUUCCAAGGACUCAUCAAGCCUAUUCAGAUUCUUGAUAAAAAAUUGAGGUAUGGUUUGGGAUAUGUCCCUAUAGAAGACGAUGAGGCAAAUAUGACAAACAAGAAGAUUGAUCGGAUACUAGUUAGGCCAAUACCUCACUUGUAUAUGUCAUUUCCAGUGCGAGAAUAUGUUGGUGAUGGAGAUCUUGGGGAAGGAAUCUGGAAUCUUUUUAAAGAAUUUGACACAAUCUUAGAGAAAGAAACAGGGACAUCGGACAUCCGUGAUGUUGAGCCAGAGGAGCAAUUAUCUAAUUGGACAUCCACACCGCUCUUAGUCCCUCACUCAUCUUGUAAAAAUAACUUAAAACCUGCUAAUAUCAUAUCAUGUAACAAGAUAAAUGAACAAAAUGAGAUAGAAUAUGAUGAGUUUGAGGAUUAUGAUGAAGAAGCUACAAAACCUGAAUACCUUACCGAGGAAUUGAAACUAUUUGAGAAGCAAUACAAGCCAAAUCAAGAGGAAACUAAGGCUGUGAAUCUGGGAAAUGACGAAUGUAUGAAGGAAACCAGAAUCAGUGUCCAUCUAAUAAAAGCUGAAAGAAAGGAACUUAUCAAUUUGCUUAAAGAGUACAUCGACAUAUUUGCUUGGUCUUAUGAUGACGUGUCAGGUUUGAGUAUGGACAUCGUGUCUCAUAAAUUGCCGAUCAAUCCGGAUUGCAGUCUAGUAAAACAAAAGACUCAAAAAUUCAAGCCAGAUUUGAGUUUGAGAAUCAAAGAAGAGGUUACCAAGCAAAUUCAAUCUAAAGUGGUGGAAGUGACACAGUAUCCGACUUGGUUAGCCAACAUUGUUCCAGUUCCUAAGAAGGAUGGCAAGAUCAGAAUCUGUGUUAAUUAUAGAGAUCUGAACAAAGCUAGCCCUAAAGAUAACUUUCCAUUACCAAAUAUCCACAUUCUCAUUGAUAAUUGUGCCAAACACGAGAUGCAGUCAUUUGUGGAUUGCUAUGCGGGAUAUCACCAAAUUCUAAUAGAUGAAAAAGAUGUAGAAAAGACAGCUUUCAUCACGCCGUGGGGUAUGUAUCAUUAUAGAGUAAUGUCAUUUGGUCUCAAGAAUGCUGGGGCCACUUACAUGAGAGUUGUGAUGACCAUUUUUCAUGAUAUGAUUCACAAGGAAAUUGAAGUAUAUGUGGAUGCUGUCAUUAUCAAAUCCCGUGAGAGUGCGGAUCAUUUAACUCAUUUGAAGAAGUUCUUUGCUCGCCUACGCAAAUACAACUUGAAAUUAAAUCUUGCUAAAUAUGCUUUUGGGGUGCCAGCCGGCAAGUUAUUGGGAUUUAUAGUUAGUAGGAGGGGUAUCGAGCUUGAUCCCGCUAAAAUCAAGGCGAUUCAAGAAUUACCUCCACCAAAGACUAAGAAUUACUUGACUAAUUCGUCGGUGCUAGUUCCUCUGAGGGAAGAAGUUCCAUUAUUGCUAUAUCUGUCUGUCUUGGAUAAUGCAUUUGGAUGCGUUCAGGGGGAGUGGGACGUGAAGAAUUCGAAGAUUGCACCGUACGUGAAGUUAGUGCAAAGGUUGUGUGAAAGGUUUCGCAAGAUCGAGUUUAGGCAUACCCCAAGGUUACAGAAUGAAUUUGCUGACGCUCUUGCUACUAUCUCCUCAAUGAUCAAAUAUCCAGAUACAAGUUACAUUGAUCCUGUGGAGAUAUAUUUGAAAGAACAACCUGCUCACUAUUCGCAUGUCGAAGCAGAACCAGAUGGGAGACCUUGGUAUUUUGACAUAAAAAGGUAUCUAGAAACUGGAACUUAUCCAGAUAAUGCGACUUUCAAUCAGAAAAAAGCAAUACGUCGAAUGGCUAACAAUUUCUUUCCAAGUGGAGAAACCCUUUAUAGAAGAACUCCAGAUAUAUGUCUUCUCAAAUGUGUCGAUGCUAUUGAAGCUACGAAGCUUCUCGAACAGAUUCACGCAGGAGUUUGUGGAACUCACAUGAAUGGGCUUACCUUGGCAAAGAAGAUUCUUCGAUCCGGCUAUUUUUGGAUGACUAUGGAGCAUGAUUGUUGUAAGUAUGUGCAAAAAUGUCAUUAA
Molecule: messenger RNA, 2916 nt
Organism: Solanum dulcamara
Lineage: Eukaryota; Viridiplantae; Streptophyta; Magnoliopsida; Solanales; Solanaceae
Exons: 5
Coding region: 1-2916 (971 amino acids)
Molecular function (GO): nucleic acid binding; RNA-DNA hybrid ribonuclease activity
Source: RefSeq, a predicted model, not a curated record